AUGGCCACUAAAAUCGACAAGGAGGCGUGCAGGGAGGCGUACAACCUCGUCAGAGACGAUGCCACCGACGUGAACUGGGUGACUUUUAAGUACAAUGGCUCUACAAUCGUCCCUGGAGACCAAGGGGUAGACUAUGAAACCUUUAAAAGGAAGUGCACAGAUGAUGUUCGAUUGUUUGGCUUUGUCCGGUUCACCACUGGUGAUGCCAUGAGCAAGAGAGUCAAGUUUGCUCUCAUCACUUGGAUUGGAGAGGAUGUCAGUGGCCUGCAGAGAGCCAAAACUGGGACUGACAAGACUCUGGUCAAAGAAGUAGUACAGAACUUUGCCAAAGAAUUUGUGAUCAGUGACCACAAAGAGCUGGAUGAAGAUUACAUCAAGACCGAGCUGAAGAAAGCAGGGGGGGCUAAUUAUGAUGCACAGACUGAGUAAACACAGGAACCUCCUGGCACCAUCACCUGGAUCUCAAAGGGAGGGGAAAGGCACAACAAAGUAACACAACUGAGAGAUGAGGCAACUGAAAUCCCCAGCUUUCUGUGUGUGCAGCUAAGAACUCCCUUUCUUUGCAUACAGUGGACUUUUAUUUUCCGUUCCAUGUCAUGAAACAUCCCUCUUUGGGGUUCUGUUUUUCUUUUUUUCCCCAUUUUUUUACUCACAACACUGUCCAUCUUCACACAUCUGUGGAAUUUAGGUUUGGCUCUGCUUUGCUCUUAUUCAGCACUGUAGUUGUAGGGGCUUGCCAUUGUGUCUUUCUUCCUAUGCAUGCAUGUCUGUCUGUCUGUCUUAAUUGGGCUCAACCUGCUCUCUGAGAGGAGAAAGUUUUGUGGAAAUUCUGUACACUCAUUAUUUUAUCUUUUUGGUUUUAAUUUGUUCCAACUGAUGUUCUUGGGAACGAUAUUUUUGUGCUUUUCUAGUCUCAGAUCAACUUGAGCUAACUUCACUCAAGUCUUGAUUAAAUUGUCAGAGCUUAACUGUCCAGCUGAGAUGUUACCU
This is a messenger RNA of Indicator indicator, 990 nucleotides long. It is a transcript of the gene COTL1, whose product is annotated as coactosin like F-actin binding protein 1. Gene Ontology annotation, cellular component: cortical actin cytoskeleton; site of polarized growth; actin filament. Gene Ontology annotation, molecular function: actin filament binding. The transcript has 4 exons. The record is from RefSeq and is a predicted model, not a curated record. Gene Ontology annotation, biological process: regulation of actin filament polymerization. Bases 1 to 429 code for a protein of 142 amino acids. NCBI's taxonomy places the organism in Eukaryota, Metazoa, Chordata, Aves, Piciformes, Indicatoridae.